Messenger RNA from Colius striatus (speckled mousebird), 2213 nucleotides. It is a transcript of the gene USHBP1, whose product is annotated as USH1 protein network component harmonin binding protein 1. The record is from RefSeq and is a predicted model, not a curated record. The transcript has 15 exons. The coding region runs from base 105 to 2132 and encodes 675 amino acids. NCBI's taxonomy places the organism in Eukaryota, Metazoa, Chordata, Aves, Coliiformes, Coliidae.
GUCCCACGGGAUGGGCGCUGCCAGGGGCUGCUCCCACACGGCUGGGGGCCCUCUGCGGCACCCCCAGGCCACGGGCAUCCCUGGCCCCGGUGCCAGGCUGUGGUAUGUGGCGGUGCCCAGCCCCGGCUCUGGAGCCCCUGCCAGGAGAGGAGGAGGAUGAAGAGAAGUACAAAGACGAGGAGGAAGAGGAGGAUGAGGAGGACAUGGCGGGGGACACCGAGAGCAUCCUGUGCUAUGAGCAGCACAUCGCCGAGCUGCUGGCCACGGCGGCACGGCUGCACCAGAGAGCUGAGCAGCUGCAGCACCACACACCCAGGGAGGAUGAGGAGGGCUGGCAUGGCAGCACCAGCCUCCCCGCUGCCAGCAAACAGCCCCAGCGCCUCCACAGCUCACCUGGUAUCAGCCUGGAAGGCCCCGACCUCUUUGCAGAGCUGCAGGACGCCGUGAGCUCUCUGGAGCGAACCGUCUUCUCCCGGCACCGGCAGCCACCAGCACAGAGGGUGCCCGGCGAGGAGUGGGCACGGGCAGCCAAGAGCCUGGAGGAACUGGCCCAGACACCGGGCUUGGCUGGGAAGGCAGCACACGGGGGUCUGGAGGAAGGAGCCGGUGAGGAGGAGAAAGAGUUGGCAGCGAGAAACGCGGCGCUGCGGGCGACCCUGGGGCAGCGGGAGGAGGAGCUGAGGCGGCUCACGGCCUCGCUGCGGGUGCUGUGCGGGGAGCGCGACCGGCUGCAGCAGAAGGUCCAGGAUCUGAGGGAUGCUCUGUCCAGGCUGGAGGAGCCGGGGGGCUCUGGCAGUGAUACCCCCGGGCUCGGCAGCCCCCCAGAGCCCCGGCUGCACCAGGACCUGCUCCAGUGCGGUGACAGCACCCAGCCCCACAGCCCGCUGUCCCCACAGCCCUCAGAGGGUGCAAGCCGUGAGCACACAGAGCACAUGCAGCAGCUUCAAGAGUGCCUGGGGAGGCUGCAGGAGGUGAACCGGCAGCUGGCAGCGGCGCUGCAGGAGUACAAGAGUGAUGCCGAGGGGCUGAGCAUGGCGCUGGGGCAGCACGAGUCCCGCAGCACCGCCCUGCGCCUGGCCCUGCGCUGCAGCGAGCGUUGCAUGGGCGCCUACGCUGCCCUCCUGGAGCUGAUGUGGGCGAAGGCGGGCAGGGAGGAGGAGGAUGGUGGCCGUGGAGGAGCCACGUGGGAGCAGAGCCCAGCGUGUGGAUGGGGGUCCAGCCCCACAGCACCGGAGGGGCCGCAGCCCCUGCGCCCAGCGGAGCCGGACAAGCAGGAGCAGAGCAGGAACAUCAGCUCCCCAGGGCUGCAGAGCAGCAUCUCCACAGCCCAUGGGAUGGAGGAGAGGGCUCUGCGUGAGCAUGUCCGCCGGCUGCGUGCGGAGCAGGCGGCUGUGGAGGCGUCUCUGCACAACACCCCAGUGCCCACCAGUGCCCACCACAGCGAGGAGACCCGAGCCAGGGCUGAGCAGGUGCUGAGGGAUGCCAGGGCUCUGCUGCCCGGCUGGAAGAGGCCAGAGAAAGAAGAGCUGCUGCAGGAGCUGCCGAUGCACAAGGAAGCCAUGGCUGACCUGAAGAUGCAGCUGCAGCUGGUGGAGAAGGAAAAGAGGGGCCUGGAGGUGCUGGUGGCCGGGCAGGGCCCUCGGGAAGCUGCGCUGCGCCUGCUGCUCCAGCACCUGCAGCAGGAGCUGGAUGAGGGGCUUGGAAACCCCCACAGCCCGUCCAACAGCUCCAGCAGCAGUGAGGAGGAUGCCCAAACCGCCUGGGUGGGAGCAGCAGCUCCCCGGCACCCUCCGGACCCGCAGAGGAUGAGGGAAGAGCUGCUUCGCACCCUGUCCCGCACAGAGGAGCUGCGUGCCCAGGCAGGGGCUGUGGCUGUGGCCCUGGAGCAGAGCAGUGCCGCCAGCCGUGUGCAGCAGGCUCAGUGCUUGGCCCUCACCACGGACUCCUUCCACGCUCACAGCGGGCUGGCCGUGGCGUACCGCGGUGCCCGGUGGAAGCAGGCGGCACAGCUGCGGCGGCUGGAGGCCCAGGCGGGCGCCCUGCGCCGGCAACACGCCCGGCAGGAGCAGGCGCUGGCACACAGGCUGCAGAGGCUGCGGCGCGGCGCGGCGGGCAGCGAGACCUGCAUCUAGAGGCACCUCCUGGCACCCCCAAUCCCCCUCCUGCUCCUCCACAGCUCCUGCUGGGCUCCAGGGACAAUAAACCACUGAUGG